Molecule: messenger RNA, 1522 nt
Organism: Bursaphelenchus okinawaensis
Lineage: Eukaryota; Metazoa; Nematoda; Chromadorea; Rhabditida; Aphelenchoididae
Source: the annotation of a GenBank genome assembly
AUGUCACGGUAUUACCGAGAUCUUUCUAAUUAUUUUUACAUUAUCAUAGGUUUCCUUGUCUUAAUAUUCAUUGGACUUCACUCUAGUAACGAACAUGUUAAAGUAGUGUAUCCAAAAAGCGAUAGAGAAGGUAAAAUACAAUUAUUUACAUGCGGAAUAGAAGAAAUACUUUUAGAAAAACCUCUGUUUACUCCGCCACUAAAGUCAUGUGAACCUAUAUCUGUUCAGGAAGUAAUACGACAGAACAGUCAAGUAAGUAUUUUAUUUUUUUGUUUUAUAAAUUUUAAGAGCUAAACAGCAUUACCCCAUCGGACCUAAGCCUACACCUUGCCAUUUUUAGUCUUACCCAAGCCUAUCAUUGUUUUUUCUAGCGGUACUCAAGCCUAUCUCUGUCGGUUUUAUUCCUACCCAAGCCUACCCUUGAGCAUUUUAGCUUUAUCAAAACAUGCUUUUGGUUCUUCUAGCCCUACUCAAGCCUACCUCAACUUAUAGUCUUACUUAAGCCUACUCUAACACAUUGAGCCUUAUUUUUAUAUAAUAAAAAUUAAAUUUUAGCCAAUUAGGAAGCUUGACUAUGGCAAUAUUACUACUUUCAAAGGAUACUGUAAUGAAAACAAAGCUUGCAUCAAAGGAUUUAGAAAUGUAAAACAUCGACAGUAUUUUUGGGUAUGUUAUUUGUUGUUUUAAUGAUUGUUAUGUUAGGUAAGGUUAUAGUGGCUUCUUUGAUUCGAAUUUCAAAUUACGAUUAAAGUGUAAAAGAGAAAUGUUGUAACCAAUCGUAUUUUACUUUACUUUUAAAUUUUAACUUUUUGCUGAAUAUUAAAAUGAUAAUGUAUUAUAUUAGCAAAACAUCUUUCAAUUAAUAUCGUAAAUAAGAUGAAUUCAGGCAUUUCCAAAGACAAAGUCGUUAGUGUGCCAGAUCAAGAAGAAUAUGAGUCAAUUACUCGUGGCAAUCUUCUGUUUCCUCAAUGAUGAACUCAGCUUUCUUUACAGUGCCAAGUCGUUAACACGAGAUGUGUUUGAAAGAAGCUGUGCUUCAAAUAAAGCUUCAUCUAUGGCAAAAGCAAUGGCUAAAGUUAAAGACAAGAAAGGAUGGCACAAUCUGUUGGUGGUCAGAGAUCCGAUCGACCGAAUUCUGUCUAACUUUAUGUACUUUUGCGUUGUGUAAGUUAUGGUUGGGCAGGUUUUGAUAACUAUAAUCAAUAUUGCAUUUAGAAUUUGUAUUUCAAUUUAUAUUACUUUAGGUUAGUACCAAGAUGUUUUAAGCUUGACUUAAGUUUAAGUUUGAAUUUUUAAGUUAUUUUUAGCGUAAUACCAUUUUAUGACCAAAUAUAUACCUAAAACAAUAUAAUUUAGAGGAGAAUAUGUUAAAGAGAACGUAUGUGACAAAAGAUGUCAUGGCUGUGGUGUCAACAUGACAUGUUAUUUGGAAAAUCAGUUGAUUUUGUUGAAGAAGAUGGCUUUGAAUCCAGAGAAAGAGUUUGGUGAACUUACUGAGCAUGCCUAUCCUCAAUCAUGGUAA